AGCCGCAGUCGCAGUACAUCGCAGAGUCAGUCGCAGUGGCACUCGAGCGUGAGGGUAGUCGCACGCGUCCCCUUGGUCUGUUUUACUAAAAAAGUCGAGAGAAUAACUGGUCUGUUUUAAUAAACCGCGCAAGAACUAACGAUUACAACAAAAAAACACAAUAAUCUAAACCUAACGAAGAACGAGUUUUAAAUAAUAUUAUUUAUAAAGAAUCGAGCAGAAACGAGAGGAUUCCAGCAAAGAAAAAAAUUUGUCGCUUGAAUUUCCGUUGGAGACUUCCGAUAAAAAAUUCUUCAGUUCAUUUUUCCCCUCGUUGAACACAACAGAGUUGAAUUUUUUUCAUUAUCCGAGAGGUACACGUUGGGAGAUAAGUUGAGACAAUUAUCAUCAGUGAAGGAUUUGUAAUUAUUAUUUUUAAUGAAAUUCAUGUAUCGAGGAUACAUGAGUUUGGUGUAACGGCUGAGUGACAUUUUGGUUCAUCAAAUAUACACCGAAACUACUGACUAACGAACUCAAACGACCUUCAACGUCUGAUAUAUCCGGAGAGGAGUAAAUAAGACAAUUGUUUGGUAUUUCAGAGUGUGUGGGAUUAUUGAUAAAUACAACCAAAGGCUAAAUUCAAAAAUCAAAACAGAUAAUUGGUGGUGAGGAGAGGGGUGAGAGAGACAGAAAAAUUUUCAACGUGUUUAUAAUUUAUUUUUGUACGAGAAGCCAUUUCACACAUAAUUUUUCUACUUUUCGCACACAACACCGACGACGUAAUACUCGAAGAAGACAUUUCAAAAAAAAUCCUAAAGUAGAAGUGACAGUAAAGCAACGACUGAAAUUAACGUGUCAAAUAUCCAAGUGAUCAAGAAAUUACUAUCAUUUUUUCUUCGUCAACAAUUGGACAACAGAGAGGUGACUCAGGCUGAUUGAGAAUAAUAAUUCAUUGGAAUAAGAAGAGAAGAUGCCGACCAGUUUGUUCAGCGAUAUGGAUCGCAGUGUUUGUAACGCUGGGGCUGGCUCCAUCGAGGAGCAGCGGGCUCUUCAGCUUGCCUUUGAGCUUUCCAUGUUGAGUAUCGAGGGUACACAGGGCUGUGGAGGAGCCGGUGGUGGUGCUGGUAAUGUCACUAAUUCAGAUCCAAGUGAUCCACUACAGUCGACACCAACGAAUGUCUUCGAGGAGGCUAGAUCCAAGAAGAGUCAGAAUAUGACUGAGUGCGUUCCUGUACCAAGCAGCGAACACGUGGCUGAGAUCGUGGGACGACAGGGUUGCAAGAUAAAGGCACUCCGUGCAAAAACAAAUACCUACAUAAAGACACCAGUUCGUGGUGAGGAGCCGGUAUUCGUUGUGACUGGUAGAAAAGAGGAUGUUGCACGUGCUAAACGUGAAAUAUUAUCAGCUGCUGAGCAUUUUUCCCAGAUACGUGCAUCACGAAAGAGUUCACUUGGUGCAUUACUUGGUACACCACCAGGUCCACCAGCAUCAGUACCAGGUCACGUGACAAUUCAGGUACGAGUGCCAUACAGAGUUGUUGGUCUUGUUGUUGGCCCAAAGGGUGCGACAAUAAAAAGAAUUCAGCAUCAGACACACACGUAUAUUGUCACACCAUCACGCGAUAAGGAGCCUGUUUUUGAAGUUACUGGAUUACCAGAGAGUGUUGAGGCAGCUAAACGUGAAAUUGAAGCGCACAUUGCAUUGAGAACAGGUACAACAGCUGGACCUGGUAUGGUUGGGGAGGAGGUUGAUUUAUUGGGUGCACUUUGUCGUGGUGGAUUGGGAUCAAUUCUUGGUAGUCUUGAUCCACCAGGAUCAAAUGGUUCAAAUGGCUCGAGCAGUGGUGCAUUCUCGAGUAGUGGUAGUUGCAGCAGUUCAUCAAGUAGCUCAGGUGCACCAGGACUCAACGAUCUUGUUGCUAUCUGGGGGGCUGGAUUAGAACGCGAUGAGGGAUUGGGUGAAUCACCAUCAUUUGAAUCACAACCAGCAUCAGCAUCAUCAAUAUGGUCAUUUCCUGGUGUUGCAUUGCCAUCGAGACCGUCACCACCAGCAUCAGCUAGUCCAGCAAGUCCAACCGAUUCACUACUAGGCAGUGGUAGCGCUGGUGGUAGACGUGAGUGUGUCGUUUGUGGAGAUAAGGAGGUAACAGCGGCACUUGUACCAUGUGGACACAAUCUAUUCUGUCUUGAUUGUGGUAAUCGAGUUUGCGAUAGCUCAGAUCCAAGUUGUCCAGUGUGCUCUAGGCCUGUACUACAGGCACUGCGAAUUCUCUCUUAAGCAGAGCCACUGUUGUCCAUUAUCACUGGUUUAUUAUUUUUUAUUCAUUUUUUUUAUACCAUAAUUUUUCCGUCAUUUGCGUUAUUUUCCUCUUCAAUUGACCCCCCCUCCCCCCUCCGGUUUCACCACUUUUUUUUUUGGACGGAGUAGAGAGAUGAAUAUCGAUGGUGACAUCAAGAUUUAGGAUGGAAGGCUCAUUCGAGGGACCCUUAAGAGUCUAGGAAGACGCGCACAAGAUUUUCAAUUCCACACUGCUGCUGCCAAUAAGUCUUAAUGAUGAAUAUUAACGUGAGAAUUUAGGGAAAAAAAUGAUUAAUGCAUCGUUAUAAGUAAUAAAACCCGGGAAAUUAGAAUGCGUUCGCUCAUUUCCCGCGUCGUACCGGAUACAACGAAUCGAUUAAUAUUCUGUAGCUGUAGAUCUACAACUUGCAGGCCAUUUGCCAGUUUCAUAACAAAGAAGAUUUUAAAAGAAUUCCAAUUGAGUAGAACCAAAAAAAAAAAUAAUGAUGAAAAUUCAAGGGUUUAAUGGACAUUUUAGACACCGCAACCCCGUUUUAUCAUCCAGGGGGUAUUAAAAAACAAUAUAUUAAAUAUAAAAAAAAGAACGAAUAGCUCAAGCGGCUCAAAUUCUUCCACCCGCCAUCCCUCGCUUAGAGUAUUAUCUUUAUCUUUAUAUAAGCAACAUAGCAAUUGAAAUAAUAAUAUAUAUUAUAUAAAAAAAUUAUAAACAUAAAUAAAUAUAUAUAUGAAUAUUUUAUCGAGAAUUUAGAUUUUGUAUUUUCGCGCGUUUCGCCGACGGGAUGACUGGCGGAAGUUCGAGAUCGUCGGAUUAUAUUUAACAGAAAAGAAAAUAUAAAAAAAAAAUCAUUAUGAAGAAAAAAAAACUGCAAAAAAACGAUUAAAAAAAUAAAAUAAAAAAAAUUAAAAAUAAUGAUUAUGUAGAAGCGAGGUAGAUUGCGGGGUUGUGGCGGUGAUUUUCUGGGUAGAGGUGUUUCUCCCGACUCUCCGUAAUUUAAAAGAAAAAAAAAUUAUAUAAAUAAGAAAAUACAGAGGAAUAAUAAACUCAGAUUAAAAUCAUGUGCACACAUCUCCAGUUAAAACUCGUCUCCUCGCGCCGCGUUCUCCCUUGAGUGUAUUCAUCAACUAGUAAUAAUCAGAUUAUAAGUAAUGAUAGAAUGAUGAAAAAAAAUAAUAAUUAACACGCACUUUUUUCAAGUAGAAGACAUUCGAAGGGCGCAUGUAGCUUUUAUUUCCAGAGACGUAUUAUAUUGUAUUAUGAAAUAUCUAUAAAUAUAUAUCUAUAUUAGAGGAAUAUAUUAUAGAGAUGCGAAACGACAUGGAUAUUACGAGGGAGAGAUAGAUUAAGGGUAUGAGGAGACGUACCAAUCUGAAAUAACGAUGAGAGACAAAUUCUUACUUCGUAAUGUUUUUUAUUUUCGAAUGAAAAAAUAUAUUCCCAACGCACAUGUUUCCUUUUGACACUGAUGAUGAUCUGGUGGAUGUCCUUGGAGGGAGAUUCAAUAGGGGUUUCUAUAGGCUUAUCGUUUGCAAUUGGGACUUGAAUUAUCGAAAUUUCGGGAUAAUUGAUUUUGGGUAAUUUCAGGAUUUUUCAGGUUCCAAUAUUUCUUUGUCACUCUGGGGACGUGUCCGGUGGAUCAUCUAUAGUUUUUUUUUCUUAUGUGGAGACAUCAGAGGGUGGCCCGUAUUCUUUGAACAUUCAAUAUUCUGUAUUUAUAUCUUGUCAAUCAUUGCCAUAUAGAUAAAUUAUGAAAUGAGAGUCAUAUGCUUGAACGAUAUCAAGUUCGAGGAUUAAAACGUGCUCAAAAUAGUAUUGAAUAAACGUUCAAGAUCGACCGGUGCGAGGAGAUUCGAUAUUAAAUGCAUUUUUUUAAUUAUCAUUUGAAGUUGAAAUUAUUUUCAAUGCAUUAUUCCAGUAGAUGUAGAAUAUCUUGUGCGCGAGAUGAUGGGUAACGUUGAAAAUUCACCUAUUUAUUAAUUAAUUAAUUUUUUCUUUCGCCCAUCCUUAUGUGGAAAAACGAUAUUAUCAAUCAUUAAAUAAGUGACAGGUGCAUCUGAAAAUAUUUUAACUUUCGGGGUGAACUUGUAUUUAAUUAAUUAAAUGGUAUUUAAGUUCUCUGCAAUUAUGAAAAAAUAAACGCGUUUAAAUGACAUUCGAUCGCACUCUAUUGUAUUAUAACAUUGUCACAGCAAAAUAAUGAACAAAACAAAAGAGAUGAAAAACACAGCUCCCUUUGGUGGAAGAUUUAUUAUAUAUUUUCAGUUCAACGGCAAGAAUUCUAUAUUUUUUCUAUGUUACGUAUAAAAGUUUAAAAAAAAAUGUGGUGAAGAGUUAGAUAUGCUGACGAACAAGAAUUAAGUGAAAAAAAUAAAUGGUGAUGACGUGCAUACAUACGCAUAUAUAUAUAUUUAUAGGUAUUUGUCGGAACAGCAUCCACAUAAUUGAAGGAAAAAAAAACAAACAACAUUUCCCUGAAUGAAACAUAGAUGACAUGUCAUUGGGGUGUUUAAAAUAUAUUGUAGACUAUAUGCAGAGUUAAGGGAAAUAACUGAAAAAAAAUGUCAUUCACUUCAACAUAAGUCUGAUUGCAAAGAGGAAGGUUAAAGAGGAUAUAUUAUAAUGAAUUUUUUUUUUGAUUGUGGGGAAUCGAGCGAGACGCCAAUUAAUGCAUUUUUUCUCCAGCAGGGUGGUUUUGCAGGGCGAUCUUGAGUGCGGGAUUUCAUUUUUUAAAAUUAGAUAAGAGUGAAGAUGAUGAAAAAAAAAUUCUCAAUACAUAUACAUAAGAUUAUUAAUAUAUUAAAUAUAUAUAAAUUAAGAAAGAAAAGCUAAUUAUCUUUAUAACUAUAUUCUACGGCGCGCAGAAAUCUUUUCUUUACUCAUUAUCGUAAUUAUGAUGCUUAUUUUAUCGUCAUAAUUCAUCAGUUUAUAUUUUUUCAAUUGUAAAAGAGGUAAUAGUUAAAAGACCAGCGGAAUUUAUUUGAGCAUAACAGCUAAUUGCUGAGUCUCGUGUUAAGUGAAAUGAAUUUUUGUGAGCGGUUGCCGAAAUUACAGUCUCCUGGAUUUUUGUGUGCAAUUUUGAGAAUCAGAUGAGUUGAAAGAAAAAAUGGCGCGAAUGGAAUUCUGCAUUUGUUUGAUUUGUUUUUUUUUUUUAUUGAAUUCUUUAUUUUAGAGGAGAAACACUUAAUCUCGAAUAACUUAAUUGACUACAAAAUAAUGUUGUCGAGAACCUCCGCUAGACCUAGAAGAUUUUUAAAAAACUUUGAUUUUCACUGAAUUUAUUUCGAUGAAAUAUGAUUAAUCAAAGUAAAUCAAGGGGGUGGAAUAAAUGACCUUCACUUUGGCCGAGGUUCUGACAUCAAAACACCGCUCGUUGCUCAUUACUUUUUCAUAAUUUUUCACCUUCACAGUCACGUGUCAUAAAACAUCGAUCCUCAAAUAUUAGAAAUAUAAUGACUUCCAUACGUGUGUUUGUGAUAAUACCACAAAAUUCAAUCAACAUAAUUAAACAUUUAAAAAUCGUUCAUUGAGAAACUAAAAAAAAGCAAUAAUCUUCACAUUAAAAUAUCUAGUUACGAUUAAUAAAUAAAUCAGUGAGAGACGUAAAAGAGGUAAAAAUAUGCGCGGUCGUGUGAAAUAUCGCGACACGUUACUGAGGAUAUUAUAAUAAUUAACAUGAGAUUAAACUUAAUUAUCUAAACGAGAGAAACAAUAGAAACGUAAAGGUAUUAAGGCAUUAAACGUAAUAAAUAUAUAGCCAUUGGCUGUGACCGAUAACUGCCAUUUUUUCGUAAAAAAAAAAGGAAGAAACUUAAAGCAAAAAAAAUCGUAAUGAGUAAUUAAAUAUGCCAAGAAUAAAGAUGUAGGAUUUUUUUCAAAAAAAAAAUAGAAAAUGAUGACAAGACUAAACGUGCGAUAAUUCUGAUUUUGGUGUGAUAUUUUGGCAAGAUUAUUCAGGGGUUAUGGGGCUGAUUGAAUUUAAAUGUUCAUUAGUGGCUGUAGGCGCAUUUAUAAUCGUCGCGUGAUUUUUAUUAACUGAACAUUUGACCUUUGGAUAAUCGUAAAUUAAUUAUUGCCCCAUUUCCCAUGAGUACGAUAAGACAUUGAUUAAAACAUAUAUGAUGAUAAUAAAAAAAAUAAAUAAAUAAAUAAAAAAAAUGAAAUUUUAGUGAACGCGAACAUGACGAUACAUAUCUCAAAGAAUAAUAAUUAAACAUAAGGAUAAAAACUAGUAAUAGGUGAAAUGAAGAGUGAAAAAAUAAAACCUAAAAAAAGUAUAACGUAUAUGAUUUUAUCGUAAAGAGAAACAAAUAUAUAUAGAGGAAACAAAAAAAAACGGAAAAAUAAAAAAAAAAUGAUUGUUGCUUAAUUUAACUUGUCUUUACUAUAUUGUCAUAUUCUAUUUACGAGGUAUGUUAUGUAUUAUUAUGAAUGUUCGUAUAAUUGCGGUCUAUUAUUAUAAAUAUUAUCAUUAUUAUUAUCAUUGCUAUUAUCGCUAUUAUGAUUAUUUAACGAAAACAUUGAAUUAACGACUGCAGUAGAAAUUUGCCAUAAAUUGCCAGAUUUUUCAUUAAUAAAAUUUUAUUUUACUUAUGAAGAAUUCCAUUGCAAUGGCCAACUGAUGAUUUAACAAUCAGAAUUUUGGGACGUGAAUAUUUUUGAAAAAUUCUCGUGUAAUUAUUCAUGUUUCUAAAAUGACUCGUCAACCAUUCGAUUGAUAAAGUAGGCUGUCAAAAAAAAUUAACACACAGUUUGUCGCUCCACCAGUGAAUACUGAUAUUGGCGAUUUCGUAUGUUGGGAUAUUUUUGAUAUUUCGAGUUGUUGCCUCGUAGAUUAAUAAAUUCGAAUGCGAUUGCUCGUACAGAUGUGAGGAAAAUAAUUUUUUCCAAUAAAAAUGCUCAAAUUGUCCCGUCACAUCCACUGAAAUGAUUCAGGACAUUGCGAGACACAAUCGCCGUAAUUUCAGUUCUUUAAUUGUUUUUUGAUUUUUUUACGGGCUCUCGUGGCGACGAGGACAGAAACAAAUUAAAAAUAUUUCGCUGAAAAUAUCGUACAAUAAUAGUAAUUGCUUACUUAAUUAUCAGGUUGGUUAACAGGUCUCAAGAGCUGUAGGACUAAUUGCGCUGAUUACACGCUUAUAGUCUGUUGUCAAUACUUAUUGUCAACUAAUUCGUGAUUCAGUCGGUGAUUCACAUAUUUAACAUUUUAAUUUUUCUUUCUGAUCGGCAUUAUCAUUAACUAUAGUACAUUGAUAUCAGGUUAAUUUAGUCAAUAGCUGUUUGUACUAGCAGUUGUGCUGAAUUAUUAACACGCAUUAUUUUUUACUAAAGGAAUAAACAAAACGUUAACGCGCAGCUUUCAGCCCACAAACUCGAUCUCAGAUUUAUUAUUUUUUUCUUUCAUUAUUAAAAUACUUUUCGUUCCUAAUGUGUUUAUUUUUCUCAUCUUUUAACAAUGAUUAUUUCUGUUAAGCGCAUUUUCUUAUUCCUUUAUUUCGAUAGCUGGUAGUUUCACGUAAGACUUUUUUUUUCUUUCAGGUCGGAAUAGAUGAAGUGUGUGAUUUGAGUGUGAAAGCUGAUUAAAAAAUGAAGCAAAUGAUGUGAGAUGUGGUAAUUGAAACGAUGAGCGACGCCCAUUAAUACAAGAGUCCAAUGAUUGAGGCAACCGUUCGACAAAAUAAACAAAUAAAAAUAAGACAAAAAUUAAAUUGAACAUAGAGAAUCAGUAUUUCCAAGAUUUAAUAAUAAUACAAUCGUAAUUUUAGGGGGUGAUUAUUACGAGCUGAUUGGGGAGGAGACCUUUUUUUUUUCAUUAACAUUCAAAUACUUUCGAUGAAUAAAAUUUGAAAAAUUAUACGAAAAUGACUUAACAAUGGUGCGAGUGUGAAAAACACGUUAUUUGGAUAAUACGAUAAUAGGAAAAUUAUAUCGAGAUAACUCGACAAUUCGCGAGAUAAAACGACGAGGGAAAAAUGAAAUAAAAACCGAUAAUUUUUCAUUAUGAAAACAUUAUGAUUUUCAAAGAAUUUUUUCCUUGUAGAGAAUAUUCAUGAGGAUAUAUUUAUAAAAAACCAAUUCGUGUGAGAAUCUACGUAGAGACCAUGGACCUUUUAUUGUUUGAGGAAUCCUAAAAUGUGUGUGUGUCAUUAUGUAGAUGCCCACCACAGGCAUUAUUAUAGUUGUCAUAUUACGAUUGAUUACGAAUUAUAAAUUAUUCAUUAUUAUAUUAUGAUUAUUAUAUUGAAUGUUGUGCGUAGUUUUUUUUUGAGUUCAUCGAAAACCCCUGCAUCAUAAGGAGUUCCGUGACAUACGAAAUACAGAUACAAAGAGGAAAAUUUAAUGAUAUGAGAAGAAAAAAGAGAGAGAAAGAAGCAUAAUGCGUCUGAGUAAAUGAUGAUAGAACAAUAUAAGGGGAGAGUAAUACGAGUAAUACGAGGAUCAAUAUAUGUAGCGAAGAUAUUUUAUCUUUCGACAUUUUUUUCUUUCGAGCAUCACAUUUAUUAUUAUCACUAUUAUUAGGUAUUAAUAAUUAUUUUGCUGUGCUUUCGAUGUCAGUGGAAUGCACAUCGUUGAUGAGAAAAUAAUGAUGAGUAUCGAGAAUUAAUCGAGCUAAUAAAUCCAUGACGAUUUAUUGAAAUUAAUGAUUUCUGGGAAUGAGAAAUUAUUGACAUUGAGAUAAAUAUCAACGCAGUUCAUUUCACUGAGUAAGUGCUGUUCUGUUUUGUGUUUUUUUUGUGUUUGUAUAUAAUUUAUCGAAUCGCCACAAAUUAAAUCGUCAUUCAUAAUCUUCUAAGUAUUCUGUUCCUCUCUGACGUAAUAUUUUUUUUUAUUUCUUUCCCCUUUUAACGAGAGAGUGUGAGAGAUUAUAGAGAAAAAAGGGUGAAUCAAGAUUGAAGGAAAAAAUAAACAAAUUAGAAUGAAGAAUUGAGUCGGAGAGUGGGACACGAGCCCAGUGUUCGCCUAAUCGCGUGAUGUUAUUUAUUAUUAUUAUUUUUAAUAAGGAAUCCUAGUUUUGAAAAACGAAAAGGUUGAAUUUGGGUAUCGGGAGGAUUUAUUAUUUUUUUCUUGUAUCAUUUGUUUAUUACUUCUUUUUUUCUCCUGGUUUUCAUUAUUAUUUUCUCUUUUCUGCGGGCAUCUUGCCUUCUUAAGUUGAGAGAUAUUAUUUUUCUUUAUUUAAAUUUUAUUAAAUAGAUAUAUAUAUUUCAUUUCAAAAUCUGCCAGACGCAAUUGACUGAUACACGUGUUUUUUGCAUUUACAACAGAUUAUCUUCCCGUAUAAUAAAAAAUAAAUGGAAAAAAAAUCAUAAGAGAAAUGAAUAUAUAAAGGAGAGAAUCUUGAGUAUUUAUUUUUGGGCAUUAUUCGACAGUCAUUGAGAAAAAAAGACUUUUCUGCUCUCGUGAAAGAAAAAAAAAUUGAGUAAAAGAUUAAAUGUUACAAAAUAAAAUGAGUAGACAGUGAAAAAAAAAACAUAGUGUAAAUGCAAAUAUAAAUUACCCGCAGCAAAGACAAAUAAUGAUAUAUGCUAGGGCACGCGAUUUAAAUACAAUUAUUAAUUACUACUAUCAAAGUACGCAUAAAAAAAGGGAAAGAAAUUACAAAUGCCACGAACGAGUGAGAGAAAAACAAAUUAUUUUCGAGUGCAUGAAAGAGACAAAAAAAAAUGAGAAAAGCUAAAAAGAAAAAGAAUAAUUAAUACGAAGAAAUAGCUACAAGUUUAUUAUUUUCUAUAUUUUUUUAUGUAAUUUUACGAACACGAUAAUAUAUUAUUAUUAGUAUUAUAUUAUUAUGAAUAUUUUAAUAUAUAAUAUGAUUCAAAUGAG
Diachasmimorpha longicaudata is the source of this 10094-nucleotide messenger RNA. RefSeq names its product RNA-binding protein MEX3B. Bases 950 to 2257 code for a protein of 435 amino acids. Gene Ontology annotation, molecular function: RNA binding. NCBI's taxonomy places the organism in Eukaryota, Metazoa, Arthropoda, Insecta, Hymenoptera, Braconidae. The transcript has 2 exons. The record is from RefSeq and is a predicted model, not a curated record.